Molecule: messenger RNA, 333 nt
Organism: Diuraphis noxia (Russian wheat aphid)
Lineage: Eukaryota; Metazoa; Arthropoda; Insecta; Hemiptera; Aphididae
Source: RefSeq, a predicted model, not a curated record
AUGUGUUCAAUACCAAAGGUAGAAUGUUGUACGGUGUCGGCGUGUGAUAUGAAUACAUCAAUUAACACACGAGAAGAGACGGUGAAAGAUCUCGUCAAAAAAGUAGAUUGUGAUAAGCAAAAGAAUGCGACCGAAAUUGGUCAAAAGUACAAAUGUUGUACUUUAUCACCCGUUGAACCGACUCCUUUGACUAAUGUCAAUUGUUGUGAAAAAGCGAGACCUUGCAUUAGCAGUUUUUUCUCUGCAGGAAAAGGUGAAUGUGAUAAUUUUGAACUGACACCACACGGGAAAGACUUUGCUUUAAAAACGGGAAGAUUAGUGAGUGAACAUUAA